UUGGCAGAGUGUUUAGGAAGCGCAUCAUGGCAGUGCCUCAGCUGGGAUACGGAGACGUGGUCACGGCCGCCAAGGGCUCGGCAAUGACCGGCCUGCAGGCAGUGUUCAUCGAGAGGCGAGCGGCGAUGUUGGGUUCUCCCGGAGCGGCGCUCAGUCUGGGAGUGCCCCCGCCUCUCCACGCUAUCCUGGCUCGCUAUCCCGGCACUUACCCCAUCCCACAGGGAUACAGCCUCCAGCCGUAUCCCGAUCUCAGGCAUCUCUCUCAUCUGGGUCCGCCCUACGACCUGAAGACGGGCUGCGUCUAUUCCCAGGCCAGCUUUGCUCCGGCCGGCGCGCUGUACUCGCCCUACCGGCCGCUGGCGCACGGCGACACGGGGCGCACGAAGAACGCCACUCGGGAGAGCACCAGCACCUUGAAGGCUUGGCUGAACGAGCACCUGAAGAACCCGUACCCAACGAAGGGCGAGAAGAUCAUGCUGGCCAUAGUCACCAAAAUGACCCUGACCCAGGUCUCCACCUGGUUCGCCAACGCCAGGCGAAGACUGAAGAAGGAGAACAAAAUGACCUGGGUGCCCAAAACCAAAUCAGACGAGGAAGACAGCGAGAGCGAGGAGGAAGAUGUCAAAAAAGAGGAUUUGAACAAGGGCAAGGGAGCUGCUCAGCAGCCUGAUGGGGAACAAAACAAGGAUGGGCUGGAGGCGUCUCCCACUGGGAUGGGAGACAGGGCGCUGGGCAAGGAUGGGCUGGAGGCGUCUCCCACUGGGAUGGGAGACAGGGCGCUGGGCAAGGAUGCCGUAGAGUGCAACAAGGAGGCAGGUAACGGGCUGAGGACCAACUUGGAACCAACCGAGAUGAGGAACUCGGAGCUGGGCGCAACCGAGGAGCAAGGUAGAGCGAAGGUGACGGCCGGCAGUGGACCCAGGGACGGCUCUGCUGCCCUCAGACCCAAGAUCUGGUCCCUGGCGGAAACUGCUACCUCGGACCACGGGAAAAGCAGCCGGCUGGCUCUGAGCGGCCAACAGCCGGUGCCCCCGGCCGCGCUCGGGCACUAUAAGAUCUGGGCCGGCGCCUGCUUUACCGAGGGACAGCUGGUGUUGAACAGGAGGGAGUCAAAGAGAGAACUUGUCGGUCCCGACCAGUGAGAAGAGGCGAAUGUAUACCGCAAUCCGAGCCGUGAAGGGUUUGUUCGGUUUAAUGAAUCCCCGACACUCUGCACUCGCAUCGGUCCCGGCGACCGCUCACCAGGACACUGCGAACGAACGUGGACCCACACAGGACCUGUGCACGAAAGGAAGCGGGCGAUGCCCCGGGGGAUUAAUUUAUAGCAAUUAUCGUGAUUUUAGUACAAUCCUCGAUAAUUAACACAGCGCGGUACAACUAUUGACCAUUCCCUUCACACUGCUAAACACAGGAACCACAGACCUGGACAGAGUGGACAUGUUGGUAGGACGUGUCAAUAUGAUAAAUAUUGUGUCCUUUUUCUCCGUCUACAUAUCAGGCGGUGGGAUAUAUUGUGUUGUGCACAGGGGCACAAUGAUCGCGAUAAACUCGUGACAUGAUGCAAGAGGGAAAUCCACUUCCUACUUGAAGGUUCAGCUAUAAAGCAAUGUUUUAAAGUGUUCCAAAUCCUGGUGUGUUCCUGCUAAAUCCAGGCUCUAAUGAAAUCCAUUCAAUCCCAUUCUAAUCAAAAGUUGGUGACACGGUAGAUAUCAUUUUACUGUAUUAAGGGGUCUAAUUCUACGGAGGCUGUUUGUACUUAUUUUUUAGUUGUCCAGGAUUAGCUAAGGGAUUUUGUUUUAAAUGAAAACUCAUAUCCAUAGCCUUUGAUCAAUGUUAAAUUACUCCAAUUUGGUCUUUAUGAAGACGUAAGAGCGAGCACUGAAACCAUUAUAAGAACUGCCUGCUUGAAAACUAUCUCCAGGUGCAUUCAUUUCUCGGGCUUUUCCCCCUCCCUGAAACAUAACAUGAGCGAUUCUAAUUUUACCAACACGGGAGCUUUAAGGGAUAAGAACCAAUGAGAUUUUUUUCUAAAAAGAGCUGAUAUAUUAGGAUUAUGCACCUGUAUAUGAAUUCAACCUGCAAUUCCAGUAAUUGAGAACAUUCAUUAAACUUGUAUAUUAAAUCUGUGGUUUUCAGGAGUAAAACCCAAUUAUUUCUGUGAGACAGGAAGGUUCAUCCACUGUGAAACCCCUUUUCUUAAAAACGCCGAUAGAACAACUGUGAUGUGUAGUAGAGGUUGGUGUAAUGGACUUGCCACAGGGAACCCCUGUUCACCGGAGCACCCUGACACAUUGGCGACGUCUCCUUCCCAUUUUAAAGCAACUACUGGAAUAAAUCCUGUUGGUGAUCCAUCGCUCCCCUUCCCUGUUGACCGCGGUAAAAAUAUUACACCUUAUUCCAGAUUUUAUAUCCGAAGUGCGGAGUUUGCAAAACAAAUCAGAGGGCGUUUUCUGUCAAGGUUUAUACAAUAUGUUUUAUAUUAAAAAAGCGUUUGUACAAAAUCAAACUGUAAAUAAACAUUGGGAUAUAAAUAUUUUAUAUUUUGCCUAAUAAACUAAAGCAAAGGUUUCUUCUCA
Messenger RNA from Pristis pectinata (smalltooth sawfish), 2576 nucleotides. Its product is annotated as iroquois-class homeodomain protein irx-1-A-like. Bases 27 to 1142 code for a protein of 371 amino acids. Gene Ontology annotation, cellular component: nucleus. The transcript has 2 exons. Gene Ontology annotation, biological process: neuron differentiation; cell development; regulation of transcription by RNA polymerase II. Gene Ontology annotation, molecular function: DNA-binding transcription factor activity, RNA polymerase II-specific; RNA polymerase II cis-regulatory region sequence-specific DNA binding. NCBI's taxonomy places the organism in Eukaryota, Metazoa, Chordata, Chondrichthyes, Rhinopristiformes, Pristidae. The record is from RefSeq and is a predicted model, not a curated record.